CAUUUGCCUCUGGAAGAGAUGUCAGCGAAAGUUUUGAUUCUCGAUGUGAGCAGCAGAGUGAUCAUAAGCCAAACCUACAUCAACCCUUCAGACCAUCCUACCAGUAAGGCGCGGUACUAUUUCCCGGUGCCCUCUAGUGCUGCUAUAUGCUCUUUCGAAAUGCAAACUUCCAGGGGCAGAGUUAUCACCGGUAUCUCAAAAGAGAAGUCCCAGGCUCGCGAAGAGCAUGAGCGGGCAGUUGCAAGUGGAAAUUUCACUGGAUUGUUGGAAUGGGUUACAGAUGACAUCUUCACAAUCUCUAUCGGCUCCAUUCUACCAAGGGAAACAGUGGUAAUAAAAUUGGUUUUCGUUAUGUGUCUCAUGAACGAUUCUCGCGAGGAUUCGAUCCGCUUCCAACUGCCGAUGUAUGUUGGCGAAAGAUAUGGGCCGCCGCCUCCAGAUCUAGUUUCUGCAGCAACAGCUUCCGCAAUUACCCGGAUUCGCGUCAAGGUCGACGUUCAGACCAGUGGUGAGAUCCGACAUAUCACCAGUCCAACACACUCGGAUGAAAUAUCUGAGCAGAAGUAUGCUACCGAUCGCGGUCGUCCGUCUCGUCGUAGGACGACGGUCAGGUUCCGUUCGAAGAAAUUCCUAGCCAGGGAUUUUGUUCUCAUAGUGCAAGCUGAUAAGCUUGAUGCGCCACGCUGCUUCGCCGAGGUUAUUCGAGGUCGUGGCAGACAGCAGGACGGCACACUUGCUCUGCAGUUCACAAUAGUGCCGAAGCUCCAUUUGCCUUCCAUCAGUGCUCAGGAAUAUUUAUUCCUCGUGGAUAGAAGCGGCAGUAUGUCUGGCGACCGGAUUGAAACUGCAAAGCAUACAUUGGCACUCCUGUUGCGGGUGCUCCCGCAGCAGGGUACAACAUUCAAUAUCAUGAGUUUUGGCCACAGCGUCACUGGAUUAUGGACCAGGAGUCAGGCUUAUAGUCAACUUACACUUGAUGAUGCCACGACACACAUUGACGAAAUGGAAGCCAAUUAUGGGGGCACGGAGAUUCGUCAAGCUUUGAAGUUCACCUUUGAAUCUCGCCAACAUCAGCAUCCUACCGUAAUCUUCAUUCUGACUGAUGGAGAGGCCCAUGACAUCGAUGGAACAACGCAGUUAGUUCGUGACACUGUACAAGGUUCUCGUGCCCCACUUCGAGUAUAUACCCUAGGAAUAGGGACAACUGUUUCCUCUGCAAUGUGCGAAGGCAUUGCUCAGGCCGGAAACGGUGUGUGCCUUUUUGCAACAGCAGCGGAGGACAUCAUGGGGAAAUGUGCACACCUCGUUCGGGCGGGUCGAACUUCGUUGUUACAGGACGUUACAAUAGAUUGGGGCAUUCCAGACCAGUCCUUGGCAUCCCCUCUAUCUGUCAACUUUUCUACGUCGGGAUCCACAGAUCCAGUGAUCCUACGCCCUCCACCUGUGCUUCAACAAGCGCCUACAGUAAUCAGCGAUAUCCAUGCUGGAGUUCGUCUUGUCGUUUAUGCUAUCCUGCGGGUCAGAGGGGCUGUUGCUCCUACAGCAGUCACCCUUCGUGGGCGCUACCAUGACACCCAUGAACCAUUUGAGCUUUCAGUCCCAAUACGUCUCGGUCAACUUGUUGACUCCGAUAAGAAAUAUCCCAUGGUCCAUACUCUAGCUGCCUGGUGGUUGAUUCAAGAGCAUGAAGCCAGAAUCGCGCCCCUCCCCAGGCCUAUUCCGUUCGACCGAAACAUUUCUGACUCGGAUAUACGGAAAGCCGCCAUCAUCAGACUUGGAACGGAACAUCAGCUUGCUAGCCGACACACGUCCUUUGUCGCGGUCGAUCCUUAUGAAAGACCUCACCGGAAUUUCUCUGAGCGGACCAGUGUUGGUGAUGCACGUACCACCGCUAAUGGUAGAACGUCCGGUUUUCAAAACUUAUUGUCCGGAAUCACAAAUAUGUUUUCUAGUGUUGUGAAUGCUCUUUCGAGCUCUGCUUCUAGAAACAAUCAGGUUGUACCUAGCGCUUGGCCUAAUGAAUCGUCUUCGGCCAUCUCUUUCCCGAGCUCAAGGUCAUCCUCUAACGAUCGCCUUGGUCCGUCAGAGGAUGACGGGUACGAGACGUACUCAACCAUGAGCUCCCUCGAGGAUUCGAGCUCGGAGUGGUCAGAAUGGAACGAUAUCCCACCUAUGUCUGAGGAAGAUAUUCACCUCCAGCGAAGUCCGUCUCCACAGUAUGAGCACACAAGCUUGGCUCCGGAAGCAGAACGCGAUAACCUUCCACAUUCUAUACAUCCAGCCCCUCCACCGGAUGCACCUUCUCCCGUGUCAUCUGACAUUAUCAAGCUGAUGCGAUUGCAGCAGUUUGAUGGAUCUUUCAAACUGGAUGAUUCCCUCCGACGAAUAGUUGGGGAACGCGAGGUCUGCGAAGUGCCUGUCGAUGAAACGACAUGGGCCACAGUAUUAUACGUUGCCUUUUUAACGAAACAUAUGAACGACCAGAAGGAGCUACGGGACGAUCUCUUGAUGAAAGCCCUUGAAUUUCUAGAU
Molecule: messenger RNA, 2532 nt
Organism: Guyanagaster necrorhizus
Lineage: Eukaryota; Fungi; Basidiomycota; Agaricomycetes; Agaricales; Physalacriaceae
Exons: 6
Source: RefSeq, a predicted model, not a curated record